This is a messenger RNA of Calidris pugnax (ruff), 1185 nucleotides long. It is a transcript of the gene GNB3, whose product is annotated as guanine nucleotide binding protein (G protein), beta polypeptide 3. Bases 163 to 1185 code for a protein of 340 amino acids. Gene Ontology annotation, molecular function: signaling receptor complex adaptor activity; protein binding. Gene Ontology annotation, biological process: G protein-coupled receptor signaling pathway. Gene Ontology annotation, cellular component: cytoplasm; heterotrimeric G-protein complex. The record is from RefSeq and is a predicted model, not a curated record. The transcript has 10 exons. Lineage: Eukaryota; Metazoa; Chordata; Aves; Charadriiformes; Scolopacidae.
ACGGCACAGGGACGAGGGGUUUCUGGCCGGCGGGGAGCCGUUCUCAGCAGAGGAGACAAGCCGUGAGGGUCCCCACCCCAAGGGAGGACUGCGACCCACCUCGCUCUACAGACCCCGAAUCAAGGCUGCCCCACGUGGAGGAGCCACCCCUAGGUCAGAAAGAUGGGGGAAAUGGAGCAGAUGAAGCAGGAGGCUGAGCAGCUGAAGAAGCAGAUUGCGGAUGCCCGGAAAGCCUGCGCAGACACAACGCUUGCUCAGAUUGUGUCUGGAGUGGAGGUUGUUGGCCGCAUCCAGAUGCGGACCCGAAGGACCCUGCGUGGGCACCUGGCCAAGAUCUACGCCAUGCACUGGUCCACGGACUCCAAACUUCUGGUCAGUGCCUCACAAGACGGGAAACUGAUUGUGUGGGACACGUACACCACUAACAAGGUUCAUGCCAUCCCUUUGCGCUCUUCCUGGGUCAUGACCUGUGCCUAUGCCCCCUCAGGCAAUUUUGUGGCCUGUGGGGGCCUUGACAACAUGUGCUCCAUCUACAACCUCAAGACUCGUGAGGGCAACGUCAAAGUGAGCAGGGAGCUCUCAGCCCAUACAGGUUACCUCUCCUGCUGCCGAUUUCUUGAUGACAACAAUAUUGUGACCAGCUCUGGGGAUACCACAUGCGCGCUCUGGGACAUUGAGACGGGGCAGCAGAAGACUGUGUUCCUGGGACACACCGGAGACUGUAUGAGCUUGGCCGUCUCCCCAGACUUCAAACUCUUCAUCUCUGGGGCUUGCGAUGCUACUGCCAAACUGUGGGACGUGCGGGAGGGCACCUGCCGUCAGACCUUCUCAGGGCACGAGUCUGAUAUCAAUGCCAUCUGCUUCUUCCCUAACGGUGAAGCCAUCUGCACCGGCUCCGAUGAUGCCACCUGCCGUCUCUUUGACCUGCGGGCAGACCAGGAGCUCAUAGUGUACUCUCACGAGAGCAUCAUCUGUGGAAUCACAUCGGUCGCCUUCUCCCGCAGUGGGCGCCUCUUGCUUGCUGGAUACGAUGACUUCAACUGCAACAUCUGGGACUCCCUGAAAGCAGAGCGCGUGGGAAUCCUUUCUGGCCACGACAACAGAGUGAGCUGCCUGGGGGUGACGGCAGACGGCAUGGCCGUUGCCACCGGUUCCUGGGACAGCUUCCUCAAGAUUUGGAACUGA